Grammomys surdaster is the source of this 5212-nucleotide messenger RNA. RefSeq names its product PPARG related coactivator 1 (gene Pprc1). The record is from RefSeq and is a predicted model, not a curated record. NCBI's taxonomy places the organism in Eukaryota, Metazoa, Chordata, Mammalia, Rodentia, Muridae. Gene Ontology annotation, cellular component: nucleus. The transcript is spliced from 14 exons. Gene Ontology annotation, biological process: positive regulation of transcription by RNA polymerase II. The coding region runs from base 47 to 4954 and encodes 1635 amino acids. Gene Ontology annotation, molecular function: RNA binding; transcription factor binding.
AGGCGGCGCCGGCGAUCAGAGCAGUGCUGGGUGUUCAGGGGCCAAGAUGGCGGCGCGCCGGGGACGGAGAGACCGAGUCGCGCCGCCUCCGACUGGGGGCCCCGGUCCUGACCCUGGCGGUGGAGUGCGCGGCGGCAGUUGGGCGAGUCGAAGCCAAGCGCCAUAUGGGACCGUGGGCUCCGUGAGCGCCGCGCAGCAGGUCCAUGAGGAGGGGGAUGACGCUAGUUUUGUGAGUCUUUCUCGACUGGGCCCAUCUCUGAGGGAGAAAGACCUGGAAAUGGAGGAACUGAUCCUGCAGGAUGAGACACUCCUGGAGACCAUGCAGAGCUACAUGGAUGCCUCCAUUAUCUCCCUCAUUGAGGAUUUUGGAGAGCAGAGCAGGUUAUCUUUGGAGGACCAGAAUGAGAUGUCACUGCUCACAGCUCUGACUGAGAUCUUGGACAAUGCCGAUUCUGAGAACCUGUCCCCAUUUGAUACCAUUCCUGAUUCAGAGCUGCUUGUGUCUCCUCGGGAGAGCUCCUCUCUGCACAAAUUGCUCAAUCUCUCUCGGACACCCCCAGAACGUGACCUCAUCACCCCAAUUGACCCUUUGGGGCCCAGCACAGGUGGGGUUGAGAUGUCCCUUGCAGAGUCUCCAUGGGACUUCUCUCCACCUCCCUUCUUGGAAACUUCUUCCCCUAAGCUGCCUAGCUGGAGACCCUCAAAACCAAGAACUCGAUGGGGUCAGUCCCCUCCUCCCCAGCAGCGCAGUGAUGGAGAAGAGGAGGAGGAGGUUGCUGGCUUCAGUGGUCAGAUGCUUGAUGGUGAAUUGGACAACUCGGUGAACAAUUUGGACUUCCCCAUGCACCUGGCAUGCCCUGAGGAAGAAGACAUGUCGUCAGCAGCAAAUGUGGCAGUGUCAGCCCCUGGUGACGAGAGCAUCUCCUCUUUGAGUGAGCUGGUGCGGGCCAUGCAUCCGUAUUGCUUGCCCAACCUCACUCACCUGGCCUCACUUGAGGAUGAGCUUCAGGAACAGGCUGAUGAUUUGACACUGCCUGAGGGUUGUGUGGUGCUGGAGAUUGUGGGCCAGGCAGCUACAGCUGGUGAUGACCUGGAGAUCCCAGUCGUGGUGCGGCAGAUUCCUUCUGGAUCUCAGUCUGUGCUCCUGGAUGAGUCUCUAGGGACCAAUUCUGCCUUGCAGCUACUCAUGCCCACCAUGGAGUCUGGGACAGAAGCUGCUGUGCCUAAAGUUGCUGCUUGCCCUGAUCAAGAGUUAUCACUGAAUUCUGCCUGCUUAUUGGAGCCCAGGGAAAUCAUGGAGACAUUGGCACCCAAGGAGCCUCAGAAUCUAUCUGCCAAUGCAAGUCAGGGUUCUCAGAAAGUUCCCAGAAAGGGCAGGAAGAAGAAGAAGAACAAGGAGCAGCCAACAGCCUGUUUGGAAGGCUAUACCAGGAGGCUGAGGUCAUCUUCCCGUGGACAGUCUACUGUGGCUACAGAGGUGAACUCUCAGGCUGGCAGCUUACAGAAACAGCCUCAGGAAGAGCUUCAGAGAGAGGCUGCGGUCCCUCAGAGCAGAGGGAAGCCGCGUGCUUGGGCUCGGGCAUGGGCAGCUGCCUUGGAGAAGACUGGGUCUGAGAACUUAGAGACAAGUGCAGGACAGGAAAGUCCUGCUGAAGAAGAUGCUCUAGAUCUCUGUCCUAAGCUGGCUGAGACUAGCCAAGCCAUCCCCUCUCUUUCAUUAAAUGACUCUGCUCAAGCUGACUCCAUGCCGCUUGACUCUGCUGAAGAUGAUCCGCCUACAGUCGGCAAUGCCGUACCUGUUGACCAGGCUUCAUCUAGUACUGAGCUGGUUGGUCCUCUCCCAGUAGGCCCAAUGCUGACUAGCCCAGUCAUGCCUGACAGGACAGGAAUUGAACCUGCAGUGGCUGUUCCCACUUCAGGUAACUUGUCUCCAGCUGAUGCUAUCCUAGCUAACACAGUGGCAGUUGACACUGUUCCAAAUGACCUGGCUCCAGUAGAUCCUGUGCUAGUUAAGUGCAGACCAACUGAUCCUAGACGUGCGGCAGCAGUGGCGGCAGCAGCUGCUGCUCAGGGGAAUCGUCCUUCCCUAGGGUCCACAGACCAUCCUAAGGUCAUCACUCCUGAAGUCAAGGAUGGUGUAGGUCCUCUGAAGGUGGAAGGUAGUACCAGUGCUACAACCCAGGAAGCCAGACCUCGGCCUCUCAGCCUAUCUGAGUACCGUCAGCGAAGGCAGCAACGGCAAACAGAAGCAGAAGACAGGAAUUCUCAGCCCCCAGCUGGCAAGUGGCCUAGCCUCCCAGAGACACCCAAAGGGCUGGCAGAUAUCCCUUGUCUCGUUCCAUCAGCCCCAGCCAAGAAGACAGCUCCACAGAGAAGCCCUGUAGCUGUACCAGAGACUUGUUUUGUGUCUGGGGGUUCUAACCCUGCUUCUCCUACUCCUGAACCAUCUGCAAGCAAACUUAUGGUUUCAACUCACUCUGAACAGGUGUUAUCUCAUGAGAUGCCGCUUCCAGUUAGAGCACUCCCUCCUACUUUGCAGUCUGUGGCUCCUGCUGGGCCCGUCCCUUCUACAGUGCCCACUCCUUUGCCUUUCCCUCCGAGCAUACCUCCUCUGCUUCCUUCAAGUGGUCACGGAGUCCCCAACCUGCCCCCGCCUCCCUUGCAACCUCCUGGACUUCCAGUAUCAAUGAGACAAAUGCCACCUGACCCCUAUACUCAGUAUGCCCCUGUGCCACCCUGGCCUUGUUACCCCUCUGUGUCCCCUUCUGGCUAUUCUUGUCUGCCCCCACCACCAACGAUGCCCAUAGUGUCUGGUACUCCUGGUACCUAUGCUGUACCCCCAACUUGCAAUGUGCCUUGGGUACCCCCUCCUGCACCAGUUUCACCUUACAGCUCCAGCUGUGCCUAUGGAUCCCUUGGGUGGGGUCCAGGGCUGCAACAGCCUCCCUUUUGGUCUACUGUUUCUCCAUCUCCGUUGUCUUCAGUCUCUACUGGAAGAGCUGUUACUCCAUCCAAUGUAGAACCCAGUAGUAAUCCAGCUGGUCCUCCUGAAGAUAUGCUUCCUGUGCCAGUGACUCCUUCCCUAAGUUCUGGGCCAGCCAGCCCCAAAGCUCCACCAGUAGAACCUACAAAGCUGGAGGCUCAGCCAGUGCCUGUAUCUCCCCAACCGAAACACAAAGUGUCCACCUUGGUACAGAGUCCCCAGAUCAAGGCUCCACCAACUCUGUCUGCUGAGGGUAUAGUUACUGGGGAGUCUGUAUCAGAGAGGCUAAAGCCUGAGACCCAGGAGAACAGACCAAGGGAGAAACCCGUCUCUACGGCUAUCAAGGCUGUUCCCAUACCAAAGCAGAGCACUGUUGCAAAGCUGCCUGCUGUCCAUCCAGCCCGUCUAAGGAAGCUGUCCUUCCUGCCUACUCCACGCACUCAGGGUCCUGAGGAUGUGGUACAGGCAUUCAUCAGUGAGAUUGGGAUUGAAGCAUCAGACCUGUCCAGUCUAUUGGAGCAGUUUGAGAAAUCAGAAGCCAAAAAGGAGUGUCCUCUCCCGGCUCCUGCUGACAGUUUGGCUGUAGGAAACUCAGGCAGCAUUGACACUCCCCAGGAGAAGAAACCCCUAGACCGGUUACAAGCCCCAGAACUGGCCAACGUGGCAGGGCUCACCCCUCCAGCCACCCCUCCCCACCAGUUAUGGAAACCCCUGGCUGCUGUCUCACUGUUGGCCAAAGCCAAAUCUCCUAAAUCUACCGCCCAAGAGGGAACCCUGAAGCCUGAAGGAAUUACAGAGGCCAAACCUCCAGCUGCAGCCUGCCUCCGAGAAGGGGUCCAUGGCCCUAGUCCAGUCCAUGUGGGCUCUGGAGACCAUGACUAUUGUGUCCGAAGCAGGACACCCCCCAAAAAGAUGCCUGCUCUAGUCAUUUCAGAGGUGGGCUCCCGAUGGAAUGUCAAGCGCCAUCAGGACAUCACCAUCAAACCUGUCUUGUCAUUGGGCUCAGCUACUCCCCUACUCCCAUGCACAACUACUUCCCAGGAGCCACUUGAUCACAGGACUAGCACUGAGCAGGCAGAUCCUCCAGCGCCUUGUUUUGCCCCAUCCACCUUGCUGUCUCCUGAGGCCUCACCCUGCCGGAAUGACAUGAACGCUAGGACUCCCUCUGAGCCCCCAGACAAGCAGCGGUCAAUGCGCUGUUACCGAAAAGCCUGCAGAUCAGUCAGCCCCCCAAGUCGGGGCUGGCAAGGCCGCCGUGGCCGCAGCAGCCGUUCUGUCAGCUCUGGGUCCAGCCGGAGCAGUGAAGCAUCCUCGUCCUCAUCGGUGUCUUCCUCAUCCCGGUCCCGGUCCCGGUCCCUCUCCCCCCCCAACAAGAGGUGGCGAAGGUCCAGCUGCAGUUCUUCUGGACGGUCCAGAAGGUGUUCGUCCUCUUCCUCCUCCUCUUCAUCUUCCUCCUCCUCCUCAUCCAGUUCCAGAAGCCGGUCUCCCUCUGUGUCCCCUUGCAGGAGAAGUGACCGGAGGCGGCGGUACAGCUCUUACCGUUCGAAUGACCAUUACCAAAGGCAGAGAGUGCUGCAGAAGGAGCGUGCAAUAGAAGAGAGAAGGGUUGUCUUCAUUGGGAAAAUACCUGGCCGAAUGACUCGGUCAGAGCUGAAACAGAGGUUUUCUGUUUUUGGAGAGAUUGAGGAGUGUACCAUUCAUUUUCGUGUCCAAGGUGACAACUAUGGUUUCGUCACUUACCGUUAUGCUGAAGAGGCAUUUGCAGCCAUUGAGAGUGGCCACAAGUUGCGUCAGGCAGACGAACAGCCCUUUGAUCUCUGCUUUGGGGGCCGAAGGCAGUUCUGCAAGAGGAGUUACUCUGAUCUUGACUCCAAUCGGGAAGACUUUGAUCCUGCUCCUGUAAAGAGCAAGUUUGAUUCUCUUGACUUUGAUACAUUGUUGAAACAGGCCCAGAAGAACCUACGGAGGUAACCCUGGGCAUUCCUCCCCCACCCAUUUCCUCUGGAGGUGUCCAACCUCUUCCACCCCCUCCCCCACUCUCGGGGAGAGAGCUGCUAGUGUGGAAAAUGACUGUUUUAUAAGGAAACGGAGAAAACGUUAAAUAAAAAUGUUAAAUCGGGAUUUUUAAGUGGUAUUUGGUUUUUAAUAACAGGUAUUGAACAAAUUAACUUGGAUUUCUAUGUAAGGUGGGUCUGAGGGGAACAUCUAAUAAACAUGAACUAGAGGGAA